GGACCAUGGGAGGCCGAACCGGGACCGGAGCCGCCGCCAGCACCGCCGCUGCCCUGCGGUAGGACCGCCGGGAACAUGGCGGAGAGGCUGGAAUGGGUGGAAAUCAUCGAGCCUCGCACGCGGGAGCGCAUGUACGCCAACCUCAUCACGGGGGAGUGCGUGUGGGACCCCCCCGCCGGCGUGCGCAUCAAGCGCACCAAUGAGAACCAAUGGUGGGAGCUCUUCGACCCCAACACCUCCCGCUUCUACUACUACAACGCCACCACGCAGAGGACCGUGUGGCACCGGCCCCAGAACUGCGACAUCAUCCCCUUGGCCAAGCUGCAGACCCUGAAGCAGAACACGGAGUCACCCCGGGCUUCCACGGAGAACAGCCCCGGCAGGAGCAGCAAUGUCAGCAGGGAAGGGAGCACCAGCUCCUCCUUGGAGCAGGAGCUGGAGGGCAGCGAGAAGGGGCAGGAGCAGAGGUCGGGCCGUCAGGCACCGCAGUAUGCUGUAGUGAAAGAGGAAACGGAAAGCUCGUCACCCUCUGGAGUGUUUGAGAAGGAAUACGACAUCUAUCGGGAUUACAGUGCGGAAGGUCAACUCCUUCACUACAGGACAUCCUCCUUGCGAUGGAACGCCGGCACCAAGGAGCGGAUGCUGAUCAAGGUGACGGACCGCGAGCCCAGCUUCCUCAUGCACCAAGGCAACGGCUUCGGCCCCGAGAACCCAGCGGGGACCCGCUCGCGGCGCCCGUCCGGCGGCCAACAGUCCCCCAACCUGCAGACCUUCACCCCCGACGCCGACAGCUCCGUCUUCUUCCCCGAGAGGAAGCAGUCGCCCUUCCUGAAGAGGGCCGAGCACGUGGGGAGCUGCUCCCCACUGCUGGGCCGAGGGGACUCCUUCUGCUCCCCGCUCCAAGCCCAGCACCGCAAGCACUCCAGUGAGUCUCAACCUUCCUCCCCCCGCUACGCCUACGAGCCCCCUCUCUACGAGGAGCCCCCCAUGGAAUACCAAGCCCCCAUCUACGACGAGCCCCCCGUGGACAUGCAGUACGAAGCCAGUGGGAGCUACAAAGCCGGCUCGCCGCAGAAGUCGCCCAUCAGGAAACCUCACCCCUUCCUUCAGUCGCCCAAGCAAGGCUCCAACUCGCCCUACCAGCAGUUGGUGCUCACCAAACAGAAGUGUCCCGACCGGUUCAUGAGCUUGGAGUACAGCCCUGCUGGCAAGGAGUACGUCAGGCAAUUGGUCUACGUGGAGCAAUCGGGCUCCAGCCCCAAGAUGAAGACGGGGUUGAGGCACAAAUACUCCCCCAACCCCAUCGGUGGCUCCUACUCGUUGCAGCACAGCCCUUGCUUGGUCAGGGACCAACGUUUGGAGAUCAAAUCAGGUGACUACAGCAGCAUGGAAGGACCUGAGUUCUGCCCUGGCCCAACCAGUGGCCAGGUAGCACAGGGUGAGGACUCCAUGUCAUGGUCCAGCCAACAGGACACCAUGUCCUCCACCGGUUACUCGCCCUCCACCAGGAAGAGGAAGAGCCGAAAGCCUUCCCUAUCCCAUGAUCCCAACACCUCCUCCACGGAUGGAUCAGGGGACAGGGAUGUGCUGGGGGAGCAGAUGCUGGCUGAGGAACGAGCCACCCCCGGGCCCAACAGGUCACCAUUGAACCGCACCGAGACCAAGGCAGUGGAGGCCGAGGUGGCACGAGGCUUCCCAGAGCCCUUCCUGGCACAGGCCCGCCUGGCUUGGGAAGCCCAACAAGCCCAUUACCACAUGAAGCAACGGAGCAGUUGGGACUCCCAGAAGGAUGGUUCUGGCUAUGAGAGUGAUGGAGCCCUCCCUCUGCCCAUGCCGGGUCCGGUGGUGAGAGCCUUCAGCGAGGACGAGGCCUUGGCGCAGCAGGAGAACAAGCACUGGAAGAGGAACACCUUUGAGAAGCUGGGCUUCCCCCAGAUCCUGCUGGAGAAGAGCGUCUCCGUGCAGACCAACCUGGCUUCACCCGAGCCCUACCUGCAUCCAUCUCAGUCAGAGGACCUGGGUGCCUGCGCGCAGUUCGAGAGCAGCAGGCAGACCAGGAACAUGAUGCCCAGCGCCAGCUGCGUCUUCCCCACCUUCAACCUACGGAAACCCUCCUCGGAGACGGACAUUGAGAACUGGGCCUCCAAGCACUUCAACAAGCACACCCAAGGGCUCUUCCGGAGGAAGGUGUCCAUCGCCAACAUGCUGGCCUGGAGCAGCGAGUCCAUCAAGAAACCCAUGAUCAUGACCAACGACCGCAACGUCAAGAAGGAAGCUUGUGAGAUAUUUAAACUGAUUCAGAUGUACAUGGGGGACCGACGGGCCAAGACGGACCAGCUCAACGUGGCUUUGGAGAUCGCCACCAAGGGUUGGAGCAUGCAGGGGCUGAGAGAUGAGCUCUACAUCCAACUGUGCAGGCAGACCACCGAGAACUUCCGAUACGAGAGCCUGGCCCGGGGCUGGGAGCUCAUGGCCAUUUGUUUGGCCUUUUUCCCACCCACUCCCAAAUUCCAUUCCUACCUAGAAGGAUAUAUCUACAGGCACAUGGAUCCAGUGAAUGACACCAAAGUGACCCGGCACAUAAACGACCUCCUGGAAAGGACCAAUAAGAAGAAGCCCAAAUUGAGAAAGAAACCCAAGCCCCAGCUCGAGGAGCUCGAGGGGGUGGCAAUAAGCACUUAUGCCAAGUACUGCUACAACAAGCUGCAGAAGGCAGCUCUGACGGGCGCCAAGAAGGGCCUGAAGAAGCCCAACAUCGAGGAGAUUCGCCACGCCAAGAACGCCGUCUUCAACCCCUCCAUGUUCGGCAGCUCCCUGCAGGACAUCAUCGCCAUGCAGAAGGAGAAGUACCCGGAGCGGCAGCUGCCCUGGGUGCAGACGCGCCUCUCCGAGGAGGUCCUGGCCCUCAAUGGUGACCAGACCGAGGGCAUCUUCAGGGUCCCCGGUGACAUCGAUGAGGUCAACGCGCUCAAGCUCCAGGUGGACCAAUGGAAGAUCCCAACGGGCUUGGAGGACCCCCACGUUCCCGCCUCCCUGCUGAAGCUCUGGUACCGGGAGCUGGAGGAGCCGCUCAUCCCCCAUGAGUUCUAUGAGCAGUGCAUCACCCACUACGAGAACCCCGAGGCGGCCAUCGCCGUGGUCCACUCCCUGCCCAGGAUCAACAAGAUGGUGCUGUGCUACCUCAUCCGCUUCCUACAGGUGUUUGUGCAGCCGGGCAACGUGGCGGUCACCAAGAUGGACGUCAAUAACCUGGCCAUGGUGAUGGCCCCCAACUGCCUGCGCUGCCAAUCGGACGACCCCCGGAUCAUCUUCGAGAACACGCGCAAGGAGAUGUCCUUCAUCCGGGUGCUCAUCCAGCACCUCGACACCAGCUUCAUGGAGGGCGUCCUAUAGCACCCGCCACCCCAGGUGGCCCCCCCCACCUCCCACCCCACAUGGACCCCACCAGAGG
This is a messenger RNA of Neopsephotus bourkii (Bourke's parrot), 3451 nucleotides long. It is a transcript of the gene ARHGAP39, whose product is annotated as Rho GTPase activating protein 39. The coding region runs from base 76 to 3393 and encodes 1105 amino acids. NCBI's taxonomy places the organism in Eukaryota, Metazoa, Chordata, Aves, Psittaciformes, Psittacidae. Gene Ontology annotation, biological process: signal transduction. The transcript has 11 exons. The record is from RefSeq and is a predicted model, not a curated record. Gene Ontology annotation, molecular function: protein binding; GTPase activator activity. Gene Ontology annotation, cellular component: cytoskeleton; cytoplasm.